Messenger RNA from Lachnellula hyalina, 936 nucleotides. Its product is annotated as Peptidoglycan deacetylase. The record is from RefSeq and is a predicted model, not a curated record. The transcript is spliced from 5 exons. Gene Ontology annotation, molecular function: hydrolase activity, acting on carbon-nitrogen (but not peptide) bonds. Gene Ontology annotation, biological process: carbohydrate metabolic process. NCBI's taxonomy places the organism in Eukaryota, Fungi, Ascomycota, Leotiomycetes, Helotiales, Lachnaceae. The coding region runs from base 1 to 936 and encodes 311 amino acids.
AUGGGAAAGAAACGCGUUCUCUGUACCUAUGGUGUCGAUAUCGAUGCUGUGGCCGGCUGGCUGGGAUCUUACGGCGGCGAGGACUCGACCAGUGACAUAUCACGAGGUCUUUGGGCUGGAACCAUUGGGACACGGCGUCUAUUGAAGCUUUUCGAGAAGUACAACAUCAAAGCCAGCUGGUUCAUCCCAGGGCAUUCUCUGGAGACCUUCCCAGAAGAAUGUGCUAUGGUGCGCGACGCUGGUCAUGAGAUUGGACUUCAUGGCUAUUCGCACGAGAAUCCGUCCGAUAUGACCUUUGAGCAACAAAAAGACGUGCUCGCCAAAACCUUCAAGAUGCUCACAGACUUUUGCGGCAAGCCUCCUCGAGGAAGCGUGGCCCCUUGGUGGGAGACUAGCGAAGCUGGAACCGAACUUUUGCUCAGCUAUGGCAUUGAGUAUGAUCACUCGAUGAGCCACGAGGAUUGCCAGGCGUACUUUUUGAGGACGGGUGAUUCGUGGACCAAGAUCGACUAUACGAAAAAGGCCGAGGAAUGGAUGAAGCCGCUGAUAAAGGGCAAGACUACGGGGUUAGUUGAGAUUCCUGGAAGCUGGUACAUAGACGAUUUACCUCCAAUGAUGUUCAUCAAGAACUCAGCGAAUUCCCAUGGUUGGGUGAAUCCUAGGGAUGUGGAGGAUAUCUGGAAGGACCAUUUCGAUUACUUCUAUAGGGAGUACGACGAAUUUAUAUUCCCAAUGACUAUUCAUCCCGACGUAUCUGGACGCCCGCAUGUUUUGUUGAUGCACGAGCGAAUCAUUGAGCAUAUUAACAAGCAUGAAGGGGUGGAAUGGGUGACCAUGGAGCAGAUGUGUGAUGAUUUCAAAAGCAAGAAUACCGCACCAGAGGGCGCUUUGAUGCCGGCAUCUGCAGAAGAGGUUUUGAAAAAGCAUAUAUCAUAG